AUGGCCUUCUAUGAUCCUGCCAAAGAAACAACCCUGACUGUUGAUGCAAGUCUUGUCGGUCUUGGGGCCAUACUGUCUCAGAUACAAGAGGAUGGUACCAUACGCAACAUUUCAUAUGCAAGUCGCACCCUUACCCCCACUGAACGCUGCUACUCGCAGACAGAAAAAGAAGCCCUUGCAGUGGUAUGGGGCUGUAAAUGCUUCCAUUUGUAUCUUGUAGGUAAAGAAUUUACCCCCUACACUGACCAUAAGUCACUUGAACCGAUUUAUAGCCCUAAAUCCAAACCACCACCACGCAUUGAGAGAUGGCUUCUCCGAAUGCAGCAGUACCUGUACCAAGUGCAAUACCGACCAGGAUCAUCAAACCCUGCUGAUGUGUUAUCCCGUCAACCAACAGAAACAU
This is a messenger RNA of Paramuricea clavata, 403 nucleotides long. Lineage: Eukaryota; Metazoa; Cnidaria; Anthozoa; Malacalcyonacea; Plexauridae. The record is from the annotation of a GenBank genome assembly.